Rotaria sp. Silwood2 is the source of this 426-nucleotide messenger RNA. The record is from the annotation of a GenBank genome assembly. NCBI's taxonomy places the organism in Eukaryota, Metazoa, Rotifera, Eurotatoria, Philodinida, Philodinidae.
AUGAACGAAAUCCGUUCAGGUUUUCAUGCACGAACCUUCGAUCAACUUCUUCGACACCAAAUUGUUGAACCGAGCGAACAAGCAGAUAAGAGUGAUGAAGAUUUUUUAAGUCAAGAUGAAUUUAUAACUCUCUUUCAUCUACUUACUCGUCGUGAAGAUCUUUUUGAAGUUAUGCAAAAUUAUGUUGAAAAUGAAUACAAAACAUCGAUUGAAACAAUUCAAAUGACUGUUGAUGAGCUUUUAUCUUUCCUUCAAAAUAGUCAAUAUCAAAAAAUUCAAUUGCCAGAAUUCAAAGAUUUGAAUCGUGAACAAGCACAACAAAUAAUUGAUAAGUUUGAAAACGAUAGUGAACUUAGAGAAAAUGGUCUUCUAAGUUUUAAUGGUAAAUAUUCUUGUGAACGACUAUAUCGUUAUUUUCAACCAUAA